CAACAAUUUUGCACGCGAAAGAAAAUGGGAUAGUGGAUAAGUAAUUCAUUGCUGAUAAAAGAUGGCGGCAACUAAGGAGAUCGACAGCCCGGAGUCCUCAAACUGGUUCAAACAAUGGAUGGCCGUCUUCGUAACGAGGAGAGCUCUCCUGCCUUCUGUCAAGUCAAAGGCUGAACAUCUGCGCGAUGAUUUACGUCAGAAGGCAUCGAGUGAGCAGACUUGUUUUGCAGACCAUGGUCAUAUAUCUAACCGGCCAAUACCUUGUCGAUUUCAUGAAAAAAUUAGGAAAGAAAUCAAUGCCAUACACAAAAGAAAAAACCCUUCCUGGAGGAACGCUUCGACUGACACAUGGCGAGACUCAGCGUUUGCUGUUGCCAAGUUAUUCAUGCAGUCAUCAGGGUAUGAUGAUAAAACUUCAUUUGAUGAAAUUGACUUCAACGGACUGGCAGCCUUUAUAUAUAACUGCGGACGAUUCACAAAUACUGUGGAAACACUAUCUGACAAGGCUCGGACGUACGUAAACAAGAUCCGGCAUAUGCCAGAUAUAUGUUCAGGUGCUCUGACAGACCAGGCCACCACUGAGUGUAUAGACAGCAUGUGUGCGCUGCUAAACGACCCAUAUUUUCAGGGUGAUCUAGAUAUACAAGAAGCGAUCGAUCAACUGGAUAAGUUAAAGACCCAAACUGAAGAUUCCAGCUUGGACUUGCUGAAAUAUAUAAAAUACAUUAUCAGGGGCGUCCAAGAAAUUACAGAGAUUGCUUCUGCUAAAGAAGGCGAAUCGAGCGAACAAGCAAAGACGAUAAAGGGUGACGCUAAGAAACUCGGCGAUGAUUUAAUGUCCUGUUUACAGAAACAAGGAGAAAACGCCAUUGACGAUGUCAUGAAAACGUUUGCAAAGUUGGACACGAAGCUCAACACACUCAGAAAAGAACAAAGGGAAUCUGAAUUGGAAAAAGCAAAGUCAGAUUUACAGCAACAGUUGAUCGAUCAUUACCAAGCAGUGUCUCUCAGAAUGAACAUCCGAUUGGACAUCGACGCAGCUGUCGAAGACAUUUAUGAAAACCCCAAACUUAUAUUGAAGAACAAGAAAGAAAAAGAUGGUAAAAUGAAAGAUGUAGUUUUAUCAGAAAUAAAUGAGAUUUUUCUGAGCGACAAUGGCACGAUGGCUAAAACAGUAUUCGUGGAAGGCGAACCGGGCACAGGAAAAUCCUCGUUGUGCAAAAAGAUUGUCCAUGACUGGUGCAAACAAAAACAAGAUGGAAGUGAAAUGAUAAAGAAAAACAACCGGUUAAGCCAAUUUCGGUUUUUAUUCUACAUAAGGCUUCGUGAAGCUGAUGAUCAAUGCAAAAUCAAAAAUAUGAUAUUACAGUGUUUGAUUGAACAGAUUCAUUCAGACGAUAAAGAGUCAAAACAACUGUUAGCAGAGAUUUUGAAAACAGAAUGUUGCCUUCUUUUGCUUGAUGGUUUAGACGAGUGGCAUCAUUGUAGCAAAUGUAAGCGUGAUGAACGAAUUCCUCAUGUUGAAACAGGUUGGUUGAACUGUACAACAUUGAUUACAACACGACCAUACAAACUAGCUGAUUUGAAGGUGAACCACUCAAAGAUCGGCAACCAUGUGCAGUUGGAGGGCGUUCAGUCACCAUGGAAACUCGUUCGUAGAAUAAUCGAGGAGUUGGCGAAAUAUCAAGAAAGUAAACGUCCAAAUGACGUUCAACUUCCCGAUUCCUGCAUUGAAGACCUCGAAAUAAAAGGCAUGUGUCAUUUCAGCGAUAUUCCAAUCGUGCAUGUUCAAAUUGUUUGGCUCUGGUAUAAGGAUCAGCUAAAGGCAAACAUGUCUGUGUCUGAAGUUUACGCGAAAAUAAUAAAAGAAAGGUGGUUUGAAAUGAACGACAAGAAAAACAAAGAGAACACCGAUCUUCCAAAGGAAUUUCUUGAUUCUUUGAGUAAGUUAGCUUUCAAUAAGCUGUUUUCAGCAAAUGAGGAGAACUCCAUUGUUUUUGGCAUUACAGAGGGUGAGUUUGAGAAAAAGUACGAAAGGGCGUCUCUUGAAUCUGGCAUCAUGUCCUGCAGUAGAAACUUAGGGGAAAGAUCAGCGUCUUAUCAAUUCUUGCACAAAACGCUUCAAGAGUACUUGUCGGCAUUGUAUUUAGUGAAUAGCAGCAGAUCAGAUUUGCUCAAGCAUGGUCAACACGUUCAGGAAGUGUAUAGACAUUACAGAAGAGAAGGUAUUUUGAGCAUGCGUCAGAUAUUCCUGUUUCUAUGCGGCAUGGAUGCAACUGCUGCUGAAAUUUUUUCGAAGACAUUAAAUGAACUAUUUACUGAAUUCUUUGAAAAAGACGGUUAUUCGAUGCACGAAGCAAUAGAUUUCCAGAACAUGAUACUGCAGGGCUAUGAGGAAGCAGAGAGAAGCGGACACACCGGGGCCGAGGUCUGCCUGCAGCAUGUCGUCCUCGGUGCCUAUCAUUACAAGUCCACUCUUGAUGAAUUACCAAAAGACAUGUCAGUGUUGACCAUGUUCUUGGACAAAAGGAAAAACACUUUUGUGUCUUUGUGUAUAAUGGAGAAAAGCGAGCUUUCUUCUGUGUUGCAGUGCAAGAACGAUUCAAAUGUAUUAGAUUUAGAGAUUUGCAAGAACCUAAAAUUUGUUGUUUUAAAAGAUGGUCUUUAUGACGAUAUCAAUCUACUGAAUUUGAAUGGAUUAGUAGAGUGCAGCUUAACAUUCAGGGACUACAAACCAAGAAAUAAACUGGAAUCUUCAUUUCUGUCCUCAGAUUUAACAUGUUUGAAAAAACUCACACUAAAGAACGUUGGUUUGGAAUGUAAAUCUGUGAAAAUCAUCUCCAAACUUCAACGUAUUGAAGAACUAGACCUCAAAUGGAGCCAAUGUCCCACAAAUGAUUCACAACUCGACCUUGAGCACCUUCGACAUCUCAAACAACUUUGCUUAUCGCAACUUGCUAACUCUGACGUGGUUAAUCUACAUAUGCUCAGUCUCCAAAAGUUAGAUGUCAGCUUUCAAACACAGACAAGAGCACCAGGGUUGAUGGCGGCGUUAAUAUCACAAAGCGACGACUCACUCAGUUCAAAUCUGAAUGGGCCACUUCCUCUCCUAACGGAUGUUACGUUGGGUAACAUUCUCAUGUCAGCGGCAGUGUUCAGACGUCUCGUUUGUAGGGUGAUACAGUCAAGACAUUCUGUGAAAUGUGGGUUAUGUGAGUGUUCAAUUAGGCCUGAGGAGGACGUGACGCAGCUGCACGUGGAAAUGGAGAACCAGGCCGCUCUUCAGAUAAUGGAUGAACAGCCCGUCUCAACUGACGUUACAAUAUCCAUUAAAUUAAAAAAUGUGCCCCUGUCAGCGGCAGUGUUCAGACGUUUCGUUAGUAUGGUGAUACAGUCAAGACAUUCUGUGAAAUGUGAGUUAUUGAUCUGUAAAAUAGAGCCUGAAGAGGACGUGACGCAGCUGCAAGUCGAGAUGGAGAACCAGGCCGCUCUUCAGAUAAUGGAUCAACAGCCCGUCUCAACUGACGUUACAAUCUCCAUUGAAUUAUCACAAGUGUCCCUGUCAGCGGCAGUAUUCAGACGUCUCGUCUGUAAGGUGAUACAGUCAAGACAUUCUGUGGAAUGUGGGUUAUUGGAGUGUUCAAUUAGGCCUGAGGAGGACGUGACGCAGCUGCAAGUGGAGAUGGAGAACCAGGCCGCUCUUCAGAUAAUGGAUCAACAGCCCGUCUCAACUGACGUUACAAUCUCCAUUGAAUUAUCACAAGUGUCCCUGUCAGCGGCAGUAUUCAGACGUCUCGUUUGUAAGGUGAUACAGUCAAGACAUUCUGUGAAAUGUGGGUUAUGGACCUGUACAAUAGAGCCUGAAGAGGACGUGACGCAGCUGCACGUGGAGAUGGAGAACCAGGCCGCUCUUCAGAUAGUGGAUCAACAGCCCGUCUCAACUGACGUUACAAUUUCCAUUACAUUAUCACAAGUGCCCCUGUCAGCGGCAGUGUUCAGACGUUUCGUUAUUAUGGUGAUACAGUCAAGACACUUUGUGGAAUGUGGGUUAUGGGAGUGUACAAUAGAGCCUGAAGAGGACGUGACGCAGCUGCACGUGGAGAUUGAAAACCAGGCCGCUCUUCAGAUAGUGGAUCAACAGCCCGUCCCAACUGACGUUACAAUCUCCAUUAGAUUAAAAAAAGUGCCCCUGUCAGCGGCAGUGUUCAGACGUCUCGUUUGUAUGGUGAUACAGUCAAGACAUUCUGUGAAAUGUGUGUUAUUGGAGUGUACAAUAAGGCCUGAGGAGGACGUGACGCAGCUGCAAGUGGAGAUGGAGAACCAUGCCGCUCUUCAGAUAAUGGAUCAACAGCCCGUCCCAACUGACGUUACAAUAUCCAUUAUAUUAAAAAAAGUGUCCCUGUCAGCGGCAGUGUUCAGACGUCUCGUUUGUAUGGUGAUACAGUCAAGACAUUCUGUGGAAUGUGUGUUAUUGAAGUGUACAAUAAGGCCUGAGGAGGACGUGACGCAGCUGCAAGUCGAGAUGGAGAACCAGACCGCUCUUCAGAUAAUGGAUCAACAGCCCGUCUCAACUGACGUUACAAUCUCCAUUAAUUUAACAAAAGUGUCCCUGUCAGCGGCAGUGUUCAAACGUCUCGUUUAUACGGUGAUACAGUCAAGACACUCUAUGGAAUGUGGGUUAUGGGAGUGUUCAAUAGAGCCUGAAGAGGACGUGACGCAGCUGCAAGUCGAGAUGGAGAACCAGGCCGCUCUUCAGAUAAUGGAUCAACAGCCCGUCUCAACUGACGUUACAAUCUCCAUUAAUUUAAUAAAAGUGUCCCUGUCAGCGGCAGUGUUCAAACGUCUCGUUUAUACGGUGAUACAGUCAAGACACUCUAUGGAAUGUGGGUUAUGGGAGUGUUCAAUAGAGCCUGAAGAGGACGUGACGCAGCUGCAAGUCGAGAUGGAGAACCAGGCCGCUCUUCAGAUAAUGGAUCAGCAGCCCGUCUCAACUGACGUUACAAUCUCCAUUAAAUUAAUAAACGUGUCCCUGUCAGCGGCAGUGUUCAGACGUCUCGUUUGUAUGGUGAUAAAGUCAAGACACUCUAUGGAAUGUGGGUUAUGGGAGUGUUCAAUAGAGCCUGAAGAGGACGUGACGCAGCUGCAAGUGGAGAUGGAGAACCAGACCGCUCUUCAGAUAAUGGAUCAACAGCCCGUCUCAACUGACGUUACAAUCUCCAUUAAAUUAAUAAAAGUGUCCCUGUCAGCGGCAGUGUUCAGACGUUUCGUUUAUAGGGUGAUACAGUCAAGACAUUCUGUGAAAUGUAAGUUAUUGAAGUGUACAAUAAGGCCUGAGGAGGACGUGACGCAGCUGCAAGUGGAGAUGGAGAACCAGACCGCUCUUCAGAUAAUGGAUCAACAGCCCGUCUCAACUGACGUAACAAUCUCCAUUAAUUUAACAAAAGUGUCCCUGUCAGCGGCAGUGUUCAAACGUCUCGUUUAUACGGUGAUACAGUCAAGACACUCUAUGGAAUGUGGGUUAUGGGAGUGUUCAAUAGAGCCUGAAGAGGACGUGACGCAGCUGCAAGUCGAGAUGGAGAACCAGGCCGCUCUUCAGAUAAUGGAUCAACAGCCCGUCUCAACUGACGUUACAAUCUCCAUUAAUUUAAUAAAAGUGUCCCUGUCAGCGGCAGUGUUCAAACGUCUCGUUUAUACGGUGAUACAGUCAAGACACUCUAUGGAAUGUGGGUUAUGGGAGUGUUCAAUAGAGCCUGAAGAGGACGUGACGCAGCUGCAAGUCGAGAUUGAGAACCAGGCCGCUCUUCAGAUAAUGGAUCAGCAGCCCGUCUCAACUGACGUUACAAUCUCCAUUAAAUUAAUAAACGUGUCCCUGUCAGCGGCAGUGUUCAGACGUCUCGUUUGUAUGGUGAUAAAGUCAAGACACUCUAUGGAAUGUGGGUUAUGGGAGUGUUCAAUAGAGCCUGAAGAGGACGUGACGCAGCUGCAAGUGGAGAUGGAGAACCAGACCGCUCUUCAGAUAAUGGAUCAACAGCCCGUCUCAACUGACGUUACAAUCUACAUUAAAUUAAUAAAAGUGUCCCUGUCAGCGGCAGUGUUCAGACGUUUCGUUUAUAGGGUGAUACAGUCAAGACAUUCUGUGAAAUGUAAGUUAUUGAAGUGUACGAUAGAGCCUGAAGAGGACGUGGCGCAGCUGUGGGUGGGGAUGGAGAACCAGGCUGCACUUAAUCUGGGGCAUUUCGAGAAUCAUUCCGGUUUCGGAUGGUCCAUUUUGUUCCACGUUAACAAAAAAUAUGCUGCUGCUGCAGCUGCUGCUGAUGCUGGGAAGGAAACUAAGGUGACGCGUUUUAAGAGUGUAGGAAGGUUUUUUAAAACCCUAGGUAGCAAGAAAUCAAAGUGA
Mya arenaria is the source of this 6397-nucleotide messenger RNA. RefSeq lists its product as uncharacterized. The transcript has 7 exons. Lineage: Eukaryota; Metazoa; Mollusca; Bivalvia; Myida; Myidae. The record is from RefSeq and is a predicted model, not a curated record. The coding region runs from base 62 to 6397 and encodes 2111 amino acids.